Haemonchus placei is the source of this 204-nucleotide messenger RNA. The record is from the annotation of a GenBank genome assembly. NCBI's taxonomy places the organism in Eukaryota, Metazoa, Nematoda, Chromadorea, Rhabditida, Trichostrongylidae.
AUGAUUUCAUCUUAUCAGGACAUUAAGGCUGAGAUUCCUUUCGAGCGAAAUGUCAAAUGUCACUUGGUCAUACCUACUGAAAAGAACUCACGGUCAACUACAAAGUAUCAUCAGAAGGGAUAUGGAGUCAAUGCUAAGCACCUCAGUCGUCAUCUCUCUGAAGGAGAGAGAAAGAAUAGGAAAAGACUUUCUGAAAUUGAGUGA